AGCUAGCAGCGAACAAGGUUGAAGCUUUCAAAAGUCCGUCGCAAUUGUGCCGAGUGCCCAGAGAAAUCAGCUCCAAGAAGGGUUGAUUCGCAAGAUCUAACACCGGCUAUGGAUUGUGUGAACUUUGCGGGAUAAGCGUAUUUUUUACGCCAACACACAUGCUACUUCGAACGACAUCGGCAAUUGACGAUUUUGGUUCGGGGACCUUGAAUUGCAUGUGGGAAGGCGAAUAAUUCUAAUAUCUUGUCCUUAUUGAGUUGCUUGUGGAAGUUUGGUUACAAAUUGUGGGUGCAUUGACUGUGAAUGUUUCUCCUUUUAAGCCCUAUAAAUGGGCUGUGCUCCUAGCAUUCACGUCUCACAAUCUGGAGUAUUUUAUUGUAGAGACGAAAUUCGCGAAGGAUCAAGCCCUAGACCAAGAGCAUCUUCUCCUAGUGAAAUUGUCGGCCAUAUUCGUUCAAGCUCGGACUCUGGGUCGCAUAUUUCGACGUCGUCUUCUUCUCGAAAUCGUGGAAAUAAUAAAAAAGGACAAAACUCUCAUCGAGGUAGUUCUAUCGAAGCAGAAACACAAACUUACGACCCAAGGAGUAGUAUGGAGCAUCCCAAGAAUGAAAGAAAGGAAAUUUCACUUGGACCAAUGAAGUUAUAUCAAGCCCAAAUGCAGAUCAUGCUGGUGUUUUCAAAAGAAGAUGCUCAGACUGACAGCUUUCUUCAUGCAGCCGAAAGAGGUGGAUAUUUAUGUCAAAUUUGUAAAACAUCUGAAGAAGCCAUGGAACAGUACAUAAACAUUCAGCCAGAGGUGAUAUUUAUUGACAUGAGAGGAAAUUCUGUCAUUGAUGGAGAAACACUUUGCAGGAUAAUAAGAGCAAAAGGCCCACGAGAGAAUUCUAUAAUUAUUGCUGUAGUCAAAGGGAGUAAAACGAAAUCCCACUGUCUUCGCAAAAUUUUCACAUGUGGCCUCAGGAGGGAUCGCAGCCCACGAAGUGAUGAACCAUCGAUGCUUCCACUGCUAAAAGCUGGAUUUGACCGGCGGUUUGUUGAAAAUGCUAAUGUUGGGGCUUGUCAUAAUGAGUUGCUGAUGUUGGAACAUGGAGAAGUUCAGUCAAUGUUUAAACUGAGGGCAACAAGCUGUCUUUUUAGUGCAAUCGAGCACUCCACUGAUGCUGUAGAGAUUGCCAGUGCUGACCCUGACAAGCCAGAGUUACAGGUAGAGUACUUUAACCCUGCCUUUGAGAAAAUGUCUGAAGCUGUUGGGCAUCCACAGAACUUCAUGAUGAACAGUGAGCAUGAGAAACCUGAGUUAUAUGAGUCAAUUCAUGCACACAUAAAGAAAGGGAAGCCAUGGGAGGGAAAAGUAGUUGGGAAAAGAAGAAAUGGGGAUAGUUUCUUACAAAAUGUGCAUAUCAUUCCCAUCAUUGGCAAAGGAGGGAAAGUUGCUCACCAUGUGACAGUGAAGAGAGAAAUCACCCAGGCUAAUCCCCUGAAUCAAGUCAACAUGAAUAUGGAGGUUAAUAUGCAUAUGGAAUCACCAACUACAGCCAGUGGUGUAACAGAACAAGUUCAAAUUAACACCUUAAAUGGAGGUAUUCUUAGAAGACAUUCAACAACAACUACGACUAAAAUAGAGGCACCCAUUACAAAAGUCAUAAACAUGCUGUCUGCAGCGCAAGAAAAUAGUCCCAUGUCUGUAGUACAAGCACUAGAUAGAGUGCUGGAAAUUCUACGGACAGCGGAAUUAUAUUCCCCUUUCACAACAACUGAAGAAGACAUGAUGACUAAUGAACUGGUCGGAGGUCUCAUGAGCAAUGGCCGAAGGAGACCCUCCUGUGACGUUCCUAAACCAAGUACGAACUUAUUCUACACAUUCGGCAGAGGUCAUACCACAUCGAGCACUGUACGAACCCCACCCAUCUCACACCUCCAAGAGGCCCCACCUGAAGUUAUCGCUUCUAUGGUUGACGAGGCAGACUGGGACUUUGAUAUUCUCAAGUUGGAAAAAGCCUCCAAUCACAGGCCCUUGUACUUCUUGGGAACGAAGAUACUGAACAGGUUCAGGGCCUGUGAAUUACUCAACAUUACCGAAGAUGUUCUCAAGAAUUGGUUACAAUUAAUAGAAGAAAACUAUCACUCGAAAAACGCCUAUCAUAACUCCACGCACGCUGCUGAUGUCUUGCACGCAACAGCAGUGUUCUUAGCAAAAGAAAGAGUGAAGGCUGUUCUGGAGCCACUCGAUGAAAUAGCCUCGUUAAUAGCAGCAGUUGUUCACGACGUAGACCAUCCGGGAUACACAAACUCGUUCCUUUGUAAUGCAGGAAAUGAGCUCGCCAUCCUCUACAACGACAUCGCCGUACUGGAGAGUCAUCAUGCUGCGUUGGCGUUCAAACUUACAGCCAAAUACGAAAGGUCAAACAUCUUUAAGGGACUUGACAUGGAUGAGUUCCGCACGAUUCGCCAAGCGAUCAUCGACAUGGUAAUGGCGACAGAGAUGACGAGACACUUUGAACAUCUCUCAAAGUUCGUAAACUCUAUAAAUAAACGGCGUUCUUCCAGUAUGGAUGAGGUACACUCGGUGCACAGUGGGCGUGGCACUCCAGAUUCCACAGCAUCAACUGCUGUAGCACUCAACACUCCAGAAAACCGUACACUGAUUAAAAGAAUGUUAAUUAAGUGUGCUGAUAUCGCCAACCCAGCUCGACCACGAUACCUGUGUAAAGAGUGGGCAUACAGAAUAGCAGACGAGUACUUUUCACAGACGGAUGAGGAAAAGAGGCGUGGUUUACCCGUCGUGAUGCCUGUGUUUGAUAAGCAAACAUGUAACGUACCGAGAUCACAGGUUUGGUUCAUAGAUUACUUUGUCAGUGAUCUUUACGACGCAUGGGAUGCUUUCGCAUUUGUACCCGAGACCAUCAGACACCUUACAGAUAAUCACGAAUACUGGAAAAAAGCAGCAGAGGAGUGGGUAAGCGACAAUGUUUGAUGCCAAUCGCACAACUGCAGCUACUUCCGGUACCGCCACGAAAAACCCUACGUCCACGUCCUCGUCCGAACCUCCUUCUUCGUCCAGCACGUCUCUAACUUCAUCAUAGUAUGCUGUCACGGUAGUUGUCGUUAGCCUCCUGUGUUACCUCUUGUCUUUGUAGUGUGUCAUUGUCCAUAUUAUACACUUGUUUCAUACAGUCAAACGCGUGUCGGUGGCACUUAAUGCAGAAUUGUAUCCCUGCAGCAUAGGAUGACUUGACGUCACUGUGUCUUGGUGUUUCCUCACUCGUUGCCGUCUCUGACUUGUGCGUGACUUUUUUUGAGUCACGCUUCGCAGUUCGUUCACGCAAACAAGUCUGUCGCAAAGGUUUUCAGGUGUUGUGGAAUUUUGUAUCUCGCUGCGGAUUUGCGCAUUUCCUCGUCGUUUUCGUCUGAAAUUUUUGUUUAAGAACAAUUUAUACGGAGAGGGUAGGAUGUUAAGUAGAUUCCUUUUAGCAGUCCAAUAAUGCAUUCUAGUGCUGACUGUGAAAGCUCUUCUGUCUUAAAGCUAGUUUAAGUAAGCCACAAUCUUGGCGUCUUACAAAACUAUUUAAUUACGAAAGAGAGACAGAGUACGUUCUACAUAUAUAAGUAAAAAAAAAAACAAAGAAGAAAACAAAUUGUAUAUAGUGUUUUCCCAUCAAGGGAAAUCUCUAGAAAAUUAUAAAGUAUUAUAUUUAUUUCCGUUGACCUACUUACGCACAAGCCCCCCUAAUUAAAAUUAUAUAUUAACUUUUGGUAGAUGUCAUUUGCGUCUCAAAGCCUGAAUUUCCAGCACAGGCUUUUGAAGAAAUGUUGAGAUUAGAGUUAAUUAAAUGAUUACUCGCCAGCCCCUAGUACUGUACAUUUCUCAUGAGCCACGAAGAGCAGGCUUUAACUGGUCCUCUUCUUUCCAAGAACCUUGAUGUUGUGGAGCUUGUAAUUUUUUACUCAAUUUGGUUUUCUCUCCAUUUUGUUGGCGGGGAAUUGACGUUCCACCUGAGCUUUAAGUAAACGCUUUGAAAUCUUGAUCUUCCAAAGAUCAUAAAAAGUGAUACGCAUUCGAACGAUAUCAAAUUAUGUUCAAAAUGUCUUUUGUAUACGUAAGCUUCAUUACACACAUUUCUUGAAAAGAAGGGAGCAAGCAAAGAGAUUUGUUCCCACAGGCUGACCACUUCCACUCUUAAUCAGGUCAUCAUAUGAACAGCUGGCGAGUGAGGCUGGAAUCUAUCAGUCGAGGAAUUAAGGACUGAUCACCUGAGACUGCGUUUUUUCAAAAAUUGUAUGCCUAGCAAUUUGAUGUAAUAUGAUGGUAAAAGCCCAUGUGACUUUGAAUACGUUUCUGUUUGGAAAAAAGAUACCAGAUAUUCUUGACGUGCAAUUUAACUUUUUGUAAAAUUUUGAGAGAAAGCAUGGAGUUUCUUAUCUUCUUGGGAACCUAUUGUGUUACCAUAGCUUUUCAAUCGUCUAAUGUCACAGAUUUGUCUCUUAUCUUGGUUUCCUUCCCUUACAUCUUACGUCACGUGCCCAGCGCGUAGAGCAUUACCCAAAGAACUGCUAGAAUCAGUCUUUCAUUCCCCGACUCAGUAGAUAGAUGAAUUCUUUUGGAACGUAAUGUUAAAUUAAAUGAAUCUCUAUCCUUUUACUUCAGCUUGGUGAUGGUCAAAACGGAGCAUUUAGUUCGCUUUCCGAGCUUGAAAACACGGCAAGUGUAUUCAAGCUUAAAAUGAGAAAAAUUCCUUCACAAAUAUGGUCGUUUUUAUGGCAAAGGGUAUUAACACCAUGUCAUUUUUGUCUUGUCCAUUUUGUCUUUGCUGUAUUGUGUUUAUACUUUAAAAAACAAAUUUAUUCCUAAUUUAUUCCUGCUGCCAAUGUGUUUUAUAGUCAGGCUUUUGGUGAAACGCUUUCUUCUGGUGUAAAACGUCUUAUUAAGUACCAAUUGACUUCUGUUAGUGUAAUAACACUGUUUCGCUUAUACGUGAUUUUAGGUUUCAAUCUGAAAAAAAAAAGAAUAGUGACGUAAAAUGAAAGCCGCUUCCGUAAGAGAUCGAUUUUAUGGCUGUAAAGCGAGUUAUGAAAGCUGAUGGUCUACUUCGCAAUAUCAAUGUGAAGAUCAUCUGACUUUUGAAAUUUUUGACUUUUUGCAAUUUUGAAAGAGUUAGUUGCUGUGUGAAGAUGUUUGCUUGUGACCAUUUUUUUUUGUGGACAAAGCACGCCCUUAGGAUGCAUGUGUGCAAUGGACUUGUCACACUUUCUUUCGUCGAGAAGGAAUGCGUGACGGGAGGGAAAUGGAGCAGUUUCUGUCACGUAACAUACACAAGAUAGCUUGAGUUUCGCGUGAACAUCUCACAACAAUGAAAUAGUAUUAUUUUGUGUGAUCCUUGAACGUUUUCACCAAGAGCCUUGUAGAAUAAAGUUAGCUGAGCAAGAUCAUUUUAAUUUCCAAAGCUCCUGUACACACUUAUUGAAUUCUAGCUGGCUCAGUUGUACAGUUUUGAUCAAAUCAUUUUAAUGGGUCAACGUUGCGUUGUCCGGUGUCAUUGUGUAUAAAAAGUAUAAUUUUCAUAAUACAAUGAUGAUAAUGAUAAUAUAAGUUGAUUGCCUGAAGAGAUUCAGGAUAUUGAAGUUAUUAUAUCAUGUACAAAUUGUUUGAUAAAUCUUGAGUAGCUCUUUGGAUUUCUCUGUAGAUGUUCUGUGUGAACGUAAAUUAUGUUGUUCUUUCCUAGAUUGUGUUCUGUACAGUUGCGUUAGUUCUGAAUCUCUAAAAAGUGGACAUUCUUAUAGAAUAGAUAUGAAUAAAAUAAGUUAUUGGAUCGUCUAA
Molecule: messenger RNA, 5815 nt
Organism: Pocillopora verrucosa
Lineage: Eukaryota; Metazoa; Cnidaria; Anthozoa; Scleractinia; Pocilloporidae
Product: high affinity cAMP-specific and IBMX-insensitive 3',5'-cyclic phosphodiesterase 8B
Biological process (GO): signal transduction
Molecular function (GO): 3',5'-cyclic-nucleotide phosphodiesterase activity
Source: RefSeq, a predicted model, not a curated record